AUGAUCUUCUUUUCCCUUUCGGUGAGGCAAAAGGAAAAGGGGGAAGAAGCCAAGGUAUCGACAAAAGAAAGGAAAAAUACAUCUAUACACACAUACCUUCAGCCAUCGACUUGGAAUCCAGACGAUAGGAGACAGGACAAGACCUCUCCUAUCCGUUCAUUUCUUUCCUCUGGGCCCGCUGAAGAUCGAGCAGUGGAUGUCUUACCCCAUACCAACCCCAAGAUCGAUAUGGAGGUUAAAUGGCCUGAACCUAUCCCUAUCCCUAUCCCUAUCCCAUCGGCUCACCAAGUCAAACGAGCUUCGUACAUGCCUCUAUUGGUCCGCCCUUGGCGCCUGCGGAAACAAAAGGAUGAGCUGGCAUCGUACAUACGCGCCCGGCGUGGAAAGUCAACUUUGGUCGGAAAUGGCCGGCAAGAUUUCAAGUGUAUACCACUUGGCCUGCCUUGGGCUGAGUCUGGGCUGGGCUGGGCCUUGGGCUUGGGAUGGUGCCUUGGGGAUGAAUGA
Messenger RNA from Microsporum canis CBS 113480, 504 nucleotides. RefSeq lists its product as uncharacterized. The record is from RefSeq and is a predicted model, not a curated record. The transcript has 2 exons. The coding region runs from base 1 to 504 and encodes 167 amino acids. Lineage: Eukaryota; Fungi; Ascomycota; Eurotiomycetes; Onygenales; Arthrodermataceae.